GUUACCAACUUUAAACGACUUACAAGAAAAAGAGCUUUGCAAGAGAAAUAAAGAAAAUGGAGGACUUGCAAACUCUGGCGAAGCAAUGGUUGCACCAAGGAAUUGAGUUUGUUCAAUCAAAAGAGACGACUAAACUUUUUAAUGCCACUUAUGUUCUAUUUCUAGCGAUCAUUAUGCUAUUUUUUGAUCGCUUGUUCAGACCUAAGAAAACCAAUAUAGUACUCUUCUCUGGUUUAAGCGGAAGUGGCAAAACAGUGCUCUUCAAUCGACUCCGAGAUAGAUCUUCGCAUCGGGGCGUUGUAACGUCAAUGGAACCGAACGAAGGCACCUCUGUGCUUCACACUAAACUCACUAUGAGUGGAAUAACAAAACCUGUUCAUCUUUUGGAUGUUCCUGGGCGCUCUCCUAAGCUAGAAGAAUACUUGCCUCUAGCAACCGCUCUUGUGUUUGUCGUAGAUGCGAUGGAUUUUCUCCCAAAUUUUCGGGCAGCUUCAGAGUACCUUUACGACAUUCUGACCAAUGCGAGCGCUGUUACAAAUAAGAUCCCGGUUCUGCUUUGCUGUAACAAGACAGAUAAAUUAACUGCAUACACCAAAGAUUUCAUCAGCAAGCAGAUGGAGAAACAAAUAGAGAAACUUAGGGUUUCGAGGAGCGCAAUAUCAACAGCGAAUGACUUCACUCUCGGGAUUAAAGGAGAAGUGUUUUCCUUUUCGCAUUGCCAAAACAAAGUCACCCUCGCUGAGUCAUCUGGACUAACAGGAGAAACAGAUCAGGUACAAGAGUUCAUCAGAGAACACUUCAAGCCUUGAGAACCAAAAUGUGUGAGCAUCUCAAAGAACACACUUAAAUGUCUUCUCAUUUUUUGAUCUGCUUCUCAUCUCAAAGAAUUGAGUUUGAUAUUUGUUGGAGGAUUUUUGGAUGUUGAAAACGUGUUUAGUGCAUGCAUUGACUAGA
Messenger RNA from Arabidopsis arenosa, 954 nucleotides. The record is from the annotation of a GenBank genome assembly. NCBI's taxonomy places the organism in Eukaryota, Viridiplantae, Streptophyta, Magnoliopsida, Brassicales, Brassicaceae.